Molecule: messenger RNA, 3305 nt
Organism: Betta splendens (Siamese fighting fish)
Lineage: Eukaryota; Metazoa; Chordata; Actinopteri; Anabantiformes; Osphronemidae
Gene: prdm13
Product: PR domain containing 13
Exons: 4
Coding region: 130-2025 (631 amino acids)
Cellular component (GO): nucleus
Molecular function (GO): protein binding
Source: RefSeq, a predicted model, not a curated record
AUCACUAGAAAAGCCGGAGAGCAGAACGCCACCGCGUCACUUUGAGGGCGGAUAUCGGUCAGUCCACAUCCUCUCCUCCUCCUCUUUCUCCUUCCCUGCAUCUCUUCCACUCGGUCUCCAUCAGUCUUCAUGGUUUUGAUCCCACCCCACGCCAUGCAACCCACCCGGGCGUUCACCACCGUGAGUGUGUUUGCGGACUGCAGCAUCCCGGCCGGGCUCCGGAUAGGACCGGUACCGGGAAUCUUCAAACUAGGAAAGUACGUGUCAGACCGCAAAGAAGUUGGACCCAAGAAGAAGAUCCGCUUGGUGCGCGGGGAGUUUGUGGACGAGGCGGCCUGUCCCGUCCCAGACUGGAUCGGAUUCAUCCGCGCUGCUAGAAAUACUCAGGAGCAAAACUUGGAAGCUGUGUCGGAUUUACCUGGCGGACAGAUUUUCUACCGCGUGCUGAGAGAAAUCCCUGCCGGAGAGGAGCUCAGCGUUUGGUACUCCAACGCUCUGGCCCAGUGGUACGACAUUCCCACCACGGCCACUCCCACGCACGACGAAAAAGGUGAGGAGCGUUACAUCUGCUGGUACUGCUGGAGAAUAUUCAAAUAUCCGAACACACUCAAGGCCCACGUCCACUUCCACUGCGCCCUGAGCAACGGGAGGGGAUUCGUGAACAGAGAACAGGCCAGAGGCACCGAGAGCUUUAGCAGGUCACCCAAGUCCGGGGACAUCCCCAACACCUCCACCUCCCCGAGGAGCGGCCACAGCACUUCAGACUCCGGCCGGCGGACAGUGUCUUCUUCCCCAUUCGCAAACAAAGCAGGGCUGUCAAAGAAAAGCAGCUCCGAGGAGCAGGACAGGGCCCUGGACAUGAGCGUCACCUCAGCCAGAAACCAGGGACAUCUCCUCGGCCUCGGUGCCACGUCGUCCGUGCUGAGCAGCAUGGGCUUCCACCCGGGCGUGCGCUCCGCCUUCAAGCCCACCGGCGUCUCCAAAGUCCCCGGCGCAGAGUCCAGAGAGGACACCAACGGGAAGCUGAGCGGUCUGGGAUUCAACAAACUUAUUGGGAACAUGAAACCAAUUCGCAUGGGCGAGACUCUCAAUGGGGGAAGCACCCAGCCUCCAAAGUGCGUACCUGCAAUAAUGGACUCCGCUUCCCCGGUCUUGCCGUGCGCAAACGCAAUCCGGGGCUUCCCGAUGCUUCCCCACGUGGAGGAGACGUCAGCUUUCAAGCACGUAGAGAGUCGGAUGCACUCCGGGCUGUCCCCGUCACGCUACCCCCAAAUGCCCCCUGGACUCCACUUUGAGAGAUUCCCCCUUCCUCACUUUGACGGCGUUAAAUCCUACGGGGGAGACUGUAACAUCCCACUAAUGCCUUUCACCGUCUACAACGGGGAGCUCCUGUACAGUUCACCCUACUACCCCCUGAAAUUCCACUUCAGCAACCUCCUCAAGUAUCCAGAGUCCAUGUCGUACUUUGGUUCGCCGCCACUGAGCCAAGACCUGGGCUCAAUCACCAACAUCGACCGCGAGAUCGCCAUGCACACGCAGCAGCUGUCUGAAAUCGCCGCGGAGAAGAACCGGACGAGGCUGGACUCGAUGCCGACCGGAAGCGCCAGCAGCGCCGGCUCCGGAAAACCUAAAAAGGGACACCUGUGUCUUUAUUGCGGCAAGCUGUACUCCCGGAAAUACGGUCUGAAAAUCCACAUGAGGACUCACACGGGUUACAAGCCGCUCAAGUGCAAGGUGUGCUUCAGGCCCUUCGGGGACCCGAGCAACCUGAACAAGCACAUCCGCCUGCACGCGGAGGGCAACACGCCGUACAGGUGCGACUUCUGCGGGAAGGUGCUGGUGCGGAGGCGGGACCUGGAGAGGCACGUCAAGUCCAGACACCCCGGACAGACGGUCAAGAAGCUGGACGACAAACCCGGCGGCCUGUUCGAGGACGCGGAGCAGAAAAGCGACAAUGACAGUGACGUGGACGUGUGUUUCACCGACGACCAGAGCGACCAGGAGUCGAGCAAAAAUAAUGACUGAGAUGAAAAAUGAGCCGUUCGAUGUCUUUCGGUUGUGCGCGCGACAAAACAUGCACCGAGUCCUGCGAAGAUCUGGCGCGUUUGAGUUUUAAGGGCGUCUCAACAGACCACCGCAAAAACAAAUCCCACAAGUCCUUCAAACGUGAUAAAAAUUCGUUCUUGAAGUUUUCGAUCGAUUUUUCAUGACCUACACAUAAAAGUUUAUCCAUAGAUGUUAUCUGUGAGGUGCAGUAAAAUGUUCAGUGUCUCGCUCAAGGACACUUCGACAAUAUCCCGCUGCUUUAGUAAAAAACAAAAAACCUGGCCUGUCAUUGUCGUUGCAGACAGUUUCGUUUGUUUUUUUGUUGUUAUAUUUAUUGAUGCCGUUGCAGAAAUCUGUCUCCUUCUGCUGAGAACGAGAAAACGAGAACAAAGGACCAACAUCAGUCAGAGACAUUUUCAGUCGCUUUGAGAAAAGUGAAACUGAUGAUGAAACUAAAUGUCUUCGUUAGUUAGAUGGUUUGUACCGUUGCAAUGUGAAAAUCAAACUAACAAAAGCAACCCCAAACAAACAAAAAACAAAUUACACAAAAUUACAUUUUAUCCCCUGAUGGUGGUUUGGAGACGCAGCAACACGUCCCGUCAAAAAUGAGCACAUGCCAUCAGACCGGAUGUGGAAAAGAAUAUGAUUCUUUUCAAUAGUUCUGUAUUGUGGCUAAAUAUGCGCAUCGUAUUUCCCUCGAUUCGAGAUUCUACACUGUCAGUUGCACUUUAAAAAAAACAGCAGUGACCACUUCAAAAUGCGCAAAAUCAUUAAAUGUAUUAUUUUUUACUGCAGCGCUGUCUUCCUCUUCGCAUCCCGCAUUCAUACUCUGUACUGAGAUUUGCACUUUGCGCUGUUGUCAAAGGAGAAACAGCGGCAGCAGCAGCAGCAGCAGCAGCAGCAGCGCCCGUUUUAUUUAAGGAAUUAUUUCUAAAGAAAGAAAAUGUAUUGACUGCAUUUAGAGCCUAUGUAAAGAAGUGUUGCGUAUGAUAUUUCACAUGUCAGUCGAGAAGUGUUGUAUAUGUUUGUUUAUAAGUGAUAUUGUCUACGAGGACAAUAUUUUACCCUUGUCUCUUAAGUUGUUGGUUUUUGAAUAAAUCUAAUUUAAAAUAUAAAGAAAAUGUUGUUUAGUGUGUUGUGAGGUUCUAUUGGGAGACAUGAUGAAGCUGAUUACUGUCAAAGGCCAUUAUAUCAUUUUAGAGUUAAUUAAUGCACCUGCAGCCUGGAGUGUAGCCUCAAACAGCGUAGCAGUCGAAUGA